UGUGUUUGAACUACUCUUCUUGAUUCUAGUCGCUCUCCGUUUGAUCAUAGAUUUUGAAGUUUAAAAUUUGAGUUGUUGAAGUGGUGUUUGUGAAAAAAAAAAUUUGAACAUUUCACGGCCAAAAAAGAUAUUUGAAAAUGAUUUUUCUAAAACUACUCUCAAAAUCUAUGGUCAAACGCUAAAUAAAUUUUGAAGUCGUGUGAACGAUAUUAUUGUCUUUUUUCUGAAGGCCUAGAUAGUUAUUUUUUUUCUUAGAAGAUGGUUCUUUUUUUGGACUAAUGACUUGCUUGUUCAUUACUGUGGACUGUUAUAGGAAGAUAUUGUUCUGUUGGGAAUAUCAGUAGCUUUGGUUGUUGAAUCUCGUGUAAGUUAAGUUGUGGUUGUAUUUUCUGCAAGUGGAAUGUAGGAUCUUUAGGUUGUGUGUUAAGAUUGACCCUCGAGUGAAAAAACAGAAGGAAGAUUGAUUGUAGGGACGAAAAUCAGCCUUAGUGAUAUCCAAAAACGCCAAGUGAAAAGGCGUUGCUCAAAGUAAAAAAAAAAAAAUUUAGUCCAGGAAUAGUUAAAACCUGCAGGAAGUUUAAACAGCUCCUAUUCACUAACAAUCUGUUGUUCCUUUGUGUUUUUCUUCUGGUACACCUGAUUAACAACAUUUUAUGUAAUUCACAGUUAAAGCUGAGAGGCCAAAAGUCUAAAGUUAUUGAGUAUUCAGAACUAAAUGGGAAAUUCUAAAAAUAUUGCUCUCUAUGUAACAAUAUGUGUGAUUUCUUUUAUCAUCUCGAAGAUUAUUAUGACAAUCGUCUGUUACCGUAGAUGGAAGAGAAAGCAAAUGGUUGUUCAAGACAGCUUAUCUGGUGGAAAACUAGUGAUGUUUAAGUCACCGAAAAUGAACACGUUGAAGUCCAACAUGUUCUUGAAGAGGACCAUGAAGCUGACUAACAAAGAUAUUAUAGGAUCAGGAGGCUAUGGAACAGUCUAUAAACUGACAAUUAACGAAUCAAUUUCUUUCGCGGUAAAGAGGUUAAACAGAAUAAGUGCAGAACAAGACAGAGGUUUUGAAAGAGAGUUGGAGGCAAUGGGGGACAUAAAGCAUCGAAAUAUAGUGACACUUCAUGGAUACUACAGUACAACGCAGUAUAAUCUUCUGAUAUAUGAGCUUAUGACUAAUGGAAGUUUAGAUGAAGCACUUCAUGGAAAAUCGGCUGCCAGGAAGGUUUUGGAUUGGCCUACAAGAUACAAAAUAGCAGUAGGAGCAGCAAGAGGAUUAUCAUAUCUACAUCACGAUUGCAUCCCUCACAUCAUCCACAGAGAUAUAAAGUCAAGCAAUAUCUUGUUGGGUCAUAACAUGGAGGCUCGAGUAUCUGAUUUUGGACUAGCCACUCUGAUGGAGCCAGAUAAGACGCACGUUUCAACUUUGGUAGCUGGAACUUUUGGAUAUUUGGCUCCUGAAUAUUUUGACACCGGAAAAGCAACAGUCAAAGGAGAUGUUUACAGCUUUGGAGUUGUCUUACUGGAACUUCUAACUGGGAAAAAGCCAUCAGAUGAAGCAUUUUUGGAGGAAGGAACCAGACUUGUAACUUGGGUGAAGACAGUUGUUCAAGAGAAAAGAGAAGAGUAUGUACUUGACAAAAACUUACAAGAGUUUCCCAUAGAUGAAGUUAACCAUGUAUUUAACAUUGCAUUAGUUUGCCUUGAGGCAGAUCCAUGUAAUAGACCGACUAUGGCUGAAGUCGUUAUAAUGCUUGAGCAAAUAAAGAUAAAUGCUUUGGCAUGAGA
Solanum lycopersicum (tomato) is the source of this 1773-nucleotide messenger RNA. The record is from RefSeq and is a predicted model, not a curated record. NCBI's taxonomy places the organism in Eukaryota, Viridiplantae, Streptophyta, Magnoliopsida, Solanales, Solanaceae.